Solenopsis invicta (red fire ant) is the source of this 11775-nucleotide messenger RNA. RefSeq names its product cadherin EGF LAG seven-pass G-type receptor 1. The coding region runs from base 729 to 1706 and encodes 325 amino acids. Gene Ontology annotation, biological process: cell surface receptor signaling pathway; G protein-coupled receptor signaling pathway. The transcript has 9 exons. Gene Ontology annotation, cellular component: membrane. NCBI's taxonomy places the organism in Eukaryota, Metazoa, Arthropoda, Insecta, Hymenoptera, Formicidae. Gene Ontology annotation, molecular function: G protein-coupled receptor activity. The record is from RefSeq and is a predicted model, not a curated record.
GCGCGCGCGUUCCGCGAGUUUCUCUCGCAGUCGUGGCCCGCGGUCCGUCGCGUUCGCAUUCGCGUCCUCGUCCGCGUCGUCCCCGUCAUCCGGUUGCAUUCCGUCCGGCGGAUCUAUAUAUCGAGCGACGAUACGCGGCCGCGUCCCGAUCGCCGAUUUGUUCGCGCGCGAAUUAAUCCGUCGUCGCCGUCCGGUGUUGUCGCGCGGUGCCGUCGAGUCGGCGGCCGUCGAUCGACACGCUGCGCCAAAAUAGAAAAAAAAGAAGAGGGACGAUUUCGACCAGCGGCGGCGAUCGAGGACGCGUCUGACGAACCGAGGAAUCGGGGAAUCCCGCGAGGGACCAGCCGACGAUCGCUGGAGAGGCAUCGUAAGGAACACGAAGCACACGAGCGUCGCUUCGCACCCCAGAACGGAACUCGUCGGCGCCCGCGAUAGUAUCCUGGAGGUUGGACAGCGAGCGAUGAGUUCGGAGUGAUCGCGGUCCACGUCUCCGGCGUCUCCCUCGUAUCGCGGACGCGUGCCGCCGGCCGGUGCCGCGGUCUCGUCAUCCGGGCACGCGAGGCAGUUGUUUCGCGUCAUCGUCACACGUGGCUCCACAUGGACCGUCGCCGCGAAACGUGAGCGACGGAGCCCGCGCUCCGUCCGCCCCCGCUGAUCCGCCGUCGACCCCCUGCUAUUUUGUUUUGGGCAUCCCCGUCAAGGACGCGAGAUGUUGGCAUAACGACGACAUGGAGACGCUAUACACCGGCGCGAUUCACGGUUUUCCGCAGCCCGGCGGCGGAAUAGCUAAUGGUGUUUCCACGGGAAUCGCAAGUUCCUUCGACCAGGACGGCGUGCUGAGUCUCAUCGUCGUCCUCGGAGGAAGUCUGUCUCUGGUGGCCCUGGUGUUUGCAUUCAUCACCUACAGCCUCUUCUCCGACUUGAGAAGCCUGGCAGGCACGACCCUGAUGAAUCUUUUGGCAGCCCUGUUUAUGGUUCAAUUAUUGUUCAUCGUAGGAGCUGGCGGAGUACAGGAUUCGGAGCUUUGCAUUUCGCUCGGUCUGAGUCUCCAGUAUCUCCGAGUAUCGGUGGUCUGCUGGUUGGCGGCGAUGUGCCACCACUUGUAUGCCACCGUGGCGUCGCUGCCGCGUCGCGACGACCCGCCAACUUACGUGAAAUACAGUCUGUUUGCCUGGGGUGCGCCGCUGAUCAGUCUCGCCCUGGCGACUCUCUUGCAGAGUCGCGAAAGCCACGAUUUCUGGAAUGUCGUUGAUCUCACACCAUUCAACUGCUGGUUUCUAGGAACCACGGCGACAGUUUACGCGUAUGGUUUACCGAUCGUCUUGCUACUACUAAUUUCCGGUUACUACCUCAUCAAAGCUGCGAUCGUGUCAAGGUACACGUGCAGCAUGCAGCUGGAGAUAAAGCAACGCGAGAAGAUGAAGAGGAGGCGGGCUCUGCAGCUGACGCUCUUCCUGAAGGUCAGCCUGAUCGUCGGUCUGGUGGCCGGUUGCGGGGUGGCGUCCAGAGUCUGGAAAAUUCCCUUCCUAUGGGCGGUCUUCUGCACGGGCCAUUCCUUCCAGGGAUCGGCAGUGGCACUCUCCGUCGCGUGUAACUGCAGGGUUCUGAAAGUCUACGCCAGAAAAUCGCACAAGCAUCCGGAACAUCAGAUUGCAAAAUCGAGCAGUAGCAUGCAGCUGCUCGCACCUGCGCCAGAUCCGGUCUAGGCGAUCCUGAGGCGAUCCUCGGAAUGGAAACGGACAGAAACGAAGAGGAAGAGCAACGAGUGGCGACGGCUGGUGUCUCUCUUUCCGCGAGCCAUAACUAUUUUUACAUUGAAAAUGUGCUGACAUUUCGCUCCUAACUUUGCCAUUUCUCUCUGUGAUCGGAAUUUCCCUCCGCGACGUGCGAUUUCAGUUUCAAUAGCCUCAAUCGUCCCUUUCAGCGCGACAUCUUUUCGUUGUCUGAGAUAGGUGGGAAGCUUCUAGAAAACUUGUAAUUUGUGCAAAUUGGAAAGAAUACAAAAGAAAGAAUUGGAAAAUUUCCGCGACUGGUAUUCUCGAUCGAUCGUACGUCGAUUCGUUACUCCGAGCUAUUAUUUUUCUUGAUUCAUGACAAUUUUAGUUCAAUUCUCGCGGCUCAUUAAAUAUUGCUUGGGUCACUGUUGUCCUCGGGAGUUUGAAAGGGUCCGGAAUUCGAGUCCUCUCGCACGUACGAAGCGGUAAUCCACUUGUCGGCUGUAAUUAUUAUUAAUUGUGUCCUCGAUCCUAAUUUUGACAAUUCAUUAUACGACCCAUUAUUUAUUACGCUCUGCAAAUCUCGAGAAACUCUCGAACAAUGAAUUAUAACUAUCAUCCUUAACGCAAGUUUUCAAAAAAAAAAAGAGUAGAAAAGUUAAGUAAAAGGAAGAGUCAAACUUUCCGAGUAAGAGGGCAAAUUAGAAACUCGAACUUUUCAAAGUUUUCAAAAUGAUGUUAAGAACUCGGGGGGAUUAACUAUCAUUUGCUAAAGCGGAUUGCUCGGAAGUCAAGUUAUUAGUGAUUUCUACAUGCUUAAUUAUCAGUCAAUAAAGAAAUUCGAAUCACGACUCUAAGAUGAAUGCGAACGAUCGACCCUGGACUGAAAAUUUGUCAAGUCCGAUUCUAAACGCAUCUCAAUUCCAAAUGCGUUUAAUUAAGAGAGAUCGAUUAGAAUUCAUUCGUCAUUUCGAUCUUACGCGUGCUCGGCAAGUUGUCACGACUGAUUUACGAGACUCGAAUCGCACGUCUCCGUAAUCCUAAUCGCAUUCCGCAACACUCGGUUACAUAUGACGUUGCGCAAUGUUACAAUGCGAGAGACAUUUUGAUGGUUUCGAUAUGACGAACGAUUUCAUGCUUCAGCAAGGCAGCGAGCGCGCAGGCAGCAAGAAAUACACGACAGGCAAUGCAACCAUCCCUAAUGUGAUAUGCAUAUCAUAUUAAAUACGCAAACUGUAUAUAUAAUUGAUGAACGUGACGAAUAAUCAUCACCUUAAUUAUUUUCAAUGUAUAAUUCCGCUCGGAGAGCUUCGAUUCGUGAUCCAGAAAUAAUUAAUAUCCAAUCGUACAAUUAUCAUUCUGUAACUUUUCCGGAGAUUUAAUUAGCAAGAGUUAAUGUACUAAAUUCAGUACUUUGUAAUCCUUUAUAUUACUUCGAAAUGGAUUUGUAUUGUCUCAAAACAUUUACUUAUAUAAAAAUAAUAAAUGGCGAAAGAUAAAUGUAAGAAAAAGCAUCGCUCGUGUAUCCAAGAUAUUUUUCCUAAAGAAAAUUCUAGUCUUUCCAAUUUUAACGAAAGCUCCUUCAACCAAUCUAGUACAAACUUUUAACAAAACAUGUUACGAGAAUUCUCGACCAACCAAAAACUAAAAGAAAUAGCGAUGCGUCUUUAAUAUUAAACUGCGCCCGACUCUCAUUAUUUUUUUUUAAUUUUUAAUAUUCGAUAUCAAAAGUAUAUCGCAAAUUUUCGUAAACACGAGCGAGGGUGAAAUUAUUUUUUCGAAACGUGACCCAGUUUUACCGGAUUGUCCCGCGAGAGGCAAUCCAGUCCGACUCUUCCGACUCUCUGCAAUAGAAUUUUAAAGCGUAACAGGAAAAGUUAUAUGAUUUCGUAUCAAUUAUCUGGAUCUCGAAACCGGGGCGAGCGAUAUUAUAGGAUGGACCGCCAUCGCCGUUAGCGAGUGUCUCUCUUUCCCACGACGAUGAGUACCAUAGGUAUGCGAAGCGACGUCGUACACCGUAAUUCAAUUUGUAGAGGUCAUUUAAGGGAUGAAGUGCCGGAGAAAGGGGAGGAAUGGGAGGGAGAGGUCCCAAUAGAAGGCAAGGCGGCAUCGCUCGCGCGUUUACGCGAUUUACCUCGGACUCUCGUGUGUUCUCUUGCGUUCAGGUGGACCCCCUUUAACCGGAGGUCCGGUGAUCGAUCGAUCGAAGGCUUGACUUUCCUCCGUCUCGAAGCGUUGCUUCAACGAAUGCGGUGGCGGCACUGAAACCACCGGGUUCGUGCUACGGCGCGACGCACGACGUGGCGAUGGUGAUGUAUCGAUACCUACUAGCUCCUUCGAGAAAAGCAUUCGAACGCCGUCGUUUCUUCUCUCUGAAUGGCAUCUAAUCAAGGACGAGAGCGGUGUAUAAAUUGGGCGCGCUACAAACAUCGACACUUCAUUAAAUUGUAUGUGUGUGUGCAUGGGUUACACGUACAGGCACACACACACACACACACGCGAGAGAGGAGAGCUUUUUAUAUGUAAGAAAAUAUAGAAAUAUUACUUUGGUUCUUGGUAAGAAUGAAGAUUGAAAACAUCCAUUACGAGAGAAAAUGAAUGUUUAGGUAUCCAAAGAUAAAAAUAAAAGGAAAAAAAAUGUAAAAAAUUUUUUAAAUAUAUAUUAGCCAUCGUGAUAUCUAGCGAACAUCGUCGAUAGCGUUAAUCUGUGUUUCAAGCCGUUGAAUUAAUCAAAAGUCUCGGGUUAGAAGAUUCCAAAACUUUUCCCGAGUCCCUAAAUAACGUAGAUCGAAAUACGGGCGGCGUAUGCGACUGCAUAUCGGAAUAUGCGGUAAAGAUAUGUAUGAGGAGGGCGGAGAAUGAAACGCAGUUGACUUGAUACCGGGCGUUUGAUCCGGGCUGGCGAACGAGAGACACGAGCGAGCGAAAUACGAUAGCCAAUGUAAGCCGACAUAUCAAUGUUGAAUAAUGCCCUUGAAUUUUCUAAGCGUCGAGCGGACCGAAUGCCGAACGUGACCGUUUGUCCGAAAUUUCGUCCCUGCGCGGUUCGCUUGAUCGAUACGUUCGCGGAACUCACCGCGCCGUGUACAUACACAACGUCGUCGCAUCGACGAGAGGAGGAUGCUCGUUGAAUCGGACUUGAAGAGUCGCGCGAUUAAUCGACGUCUAUCUCGCGACGGGGAGAUUUCUGUCAGCCGGUGAAUAAUUAGGAGCAAUCGUGACGGUAAUUGCGACAGUGGGAUAAUUGCGGCCCCCUUCGUAUAUAUGUAUAUUCCGAUAAUUCAAUGCGUAAUCGUUGCACAGAAACUCGCAAGAAUGACGAUUGUUGUUCAUUGUAAUGUAUCUAAUUUUAUUAGGAUAUUAACAUUUCUUCCAAACAAUAAUUACACGGAAAAAAAUUUCAAAUCGAUAAUUCACUGUUUCAUAUACAAGCAAGAAGAAUCUUUUUGGAAGAUUUUAUAAUUUUAAACAAACGUAAUUUGCUUACGUGGUUUUUGUUUGUUGAAAAUUCUGUUUAAAAUUAUAAAUCCUUCCAAGAAGAUUUUAUAUUCUUGUUUAUAUACGAAACAAUGAAUUGUUGGUUUAAUAUUAAUUUUUUGUGUAGUUAUCAUCGUUACAAGUUAACGAUUUAAAAAAAUAACUUGUUAUAGUUGCAGUUAUUCAAAAAGUAACGAGAAGUUAAUUUUCAGUUACUUUCCUGUUUUUUCUUGUAAUUUUUUAAAGCAUUGAUAAUUUAAAUACUAGACUCGGUCACUAACACUUAUCUUUAGAUCUUUGGAUCUAGCCAAUCACGUUAAAGCUGCGUUUGGAAACAUCAGCUGAGUACCCUCAUAUGAAUCAUUUUAUUCUUCUUGUUUACCGAUUGUUAAAUAAAAAUGAAACGACACAUGACGCCAUUCGAGUGAUGUUUGCAAAUGCAAAUUGACAAACGAGUUUAAAAUAUGUAAAGUAAUUAUUAAAUUAGUUACUAGUUACACAAAUAAUGUAACUAAGUAAAGUUAUAUAAUAGUUACAGAUGGAAAAAAAGUAACCUCGUUACAAGUAACGACUUACUUUCCAUUUCUAUUAAUUUGUGUGUUAAUUUAGUUUUAAUUUCUUUGAUUAUCAAUUAUAUCAGUGAAACAUAUCACCUUUUUUCUUGCCACAACUAUUUUUGAUAAAAACACAAAAUAAAUAUUUUCCAUAUUUAAAAAAAUAAAUUUUCAAGAGGAAACAAACUUUGCAGACACUUGUAACAAUUUUUUAAAACAAUUAAUUAUAACAUUUUUUUGCACUCAAUCAAUCAAAAUUAAACUCGUUAUUUAUCCACCUGAAUUUUUAUGAAAAAUAUUACAUUUUAUAGGACACAGGUUGUUAACUUCAAAACUGACAUAUUUCUCUAUUUUUUUACACACUUUUUUUUAUUUCAUGCGAGUUCCUUCUUCUGAUUCAGUGACACUGUAUAAGAGGAGAGAAAUUCGCACAAUGUAAAUAAUAUCUAGAAUCCGAAGACAUAUUCGUCCUCUAUAAAGGAAGAAAUCUUCCUGUCGGGAGACGGUACGUGUCACACAGACAUAUCGAGGCAGGUAUCCUCCUUCGCGGAUGCCCCAUCGAUCGCUCAAUCGUGGCGUUGCGCGUUUACGCAAACGAGCCCAGAGUCCAGAUUCCACAUACGCAAGCUCGUCCGUAUCCUCGGUCAACGUUGCGGUAUCAAGCGUAUCCUGCGAACGGUAUAUCGACUAACGGGAUUCGAUGUGCGCGGAGUGACGCGUGAAUAUCGAUCUCCCUCAUCCAGAGAAGUCCAUGUGCGUGCGUGCGUGCGUGCGUGCGUGCGUGUGUGUGCUUGCGCAUAUACGGCAUGUAUGUAUCCGCACGAUCGCGUUCGCGGCGGUUCGCGGCCGGCAUUCCCCCGCGACGCAAUUAACUUAACACCUGCUGAGGACCUGUGCAGAGUUCCGCGCUAGUGCUUGUGUAAUUGCGACGCGCAUGCACGUGUACGUGUAAACGAUGCAUGUUAAUCAUGGUGAAAUAAAUAUUUUGAAACCUACUCGGCGCGGGGAGAGGUUGGCGGAGUCGCCUCUCUAGAUCUUCGUAAGCACCUGCACUUUUCACCACCUCUGCGUACGAUCUCGAUCUCCCGAUCUCCUUUGACUUUCCCGCACCGAAGCCACCGCGAUGUUUCGAGUAACGAUGCUCCAGACGGAGUCUUCCGCGGGGUCUUGCGAUCUGUUUCAGCAGCUGCCGAGCGAGUGCUCUCCUCGUCCGGCAAUUAUUUUUCCUCUAUUACUCGACGAGAUUUAAGGUAGGACAUUUUAUUAUACCGGUAAAGAUUUGUUUCCCUCGCGAGUCUAAUAUAUCUGUCCUCCAGGUACUCGCGGAGAGAGUGUCUCCCGAACGUUCCAGUUUCUCUGUACACUUUUCCGCGCGACGCACUGAAUCUUCCGACGACGAAAAUACAUGGAGACUGAAGAGGGGGAAACAAAAAAUGUUGAGAUAAUACUGCGCGGUAUAUAUAAUGCACGGUGCAGGAGGAUUAAUGCUUAUACUCGGCUGGGUACUUCGUCCGAGCUAUCGAUUUUCCGAAAUACAGAAUAUGGUACGGAUGACUCGUUUAGUGCCUUUCGAGCGAAUGGAAGAGCGGCUCGUCCGUGUCAUUUCUCUCCUCGUUCUCUCCCCCCAAACGGACCUGACAUUUAAUUAUCGGGAAUGAUCGGCCGACGGUCCGCAACGCGACCAAGUGCAUUCGUUUUCCACCCGCCCUUUGGCUGCGACGCACUCGCGCGAUUUGACGACGCGCGACAAGCGCUUUUCGAGUGCGUUACGUUUUAUUCCGGAAAACGUGUUUCACACGCAAUACAGCUUUUCCUUGUCUCGUGCUUUUCAACAAAUUUUUAUCUAAAAUAUUGAUUAUAUUGUUAUCUACAAUGUUGACAAAUUUGGGUAUUUUUGUGAAAGAAUCUGCUGGUUAAAGUUUUGUGUUUUUAAGUAAUGAACAUAUUUAUGUGUAAUUAAUUCAACACACGACUGUUAAUAGAUAUAAAGAGUAGAAUUGUGAAAGCGAUUAAAAAAGUAUGUAAAAUUAUUUUUACAAUUUUACAUUUUGUAUCUCUUAUAAAAUUUACAGAAACAACAGGAGUGGGGAAAACUGUGCCAUAUGUUUUUACUAUUUUAUUAUUUUUAUCAUAAAAAUUGUACACACAGUCUCUAAAUCUGAAUCAGUGGAAAAUUAUUAAUCACCAGUGAUAAAUCAGUGAUUAUUUUAACCUAAAAAUCAAUAAAAAGUUUUUAUCAGUGUAUUAAUAAAUACACGAGACGAUAAAUUCAUUGGUUUUUUAUUUCAGAUAAUCACUAAUUAACAAAUUAGUGAUUAUCCAUUGAUUCAGGUUUAGAGAGCGAGUAACUUACAAAUUACUCAAUCAAGAUUGCAUUUCCUUUUUGUCGAAACUUUAACGCAGUAUUAAUGUUAUGUUAAAUUAAGACAGAAUUUUGAGUGGACCGUUUGGGACAUGGGAUUUAUGUUAAAUUCAACACAAUUUUUCCAACUGCGUACGUUACCUUUGCAGUGCCACCUACUUUGCAAUAUUAAAAAACUAGAAAGUCCAGUUAUGUUGACACAGUUUUUGAAGCAAAAACUUGAAACGCAAUUUUGAACGCUCGGUACUCCGGAAAAUAUGAUGCGACCGUAUCAACGUUUCGGAUCGCGAUGGAAUAUCAACUGUCAACGUGAUAACGUCUUUCUUUACGACGCAGACCCUGUUUUCGAUAUUAAUUUCCACGAAGAGUCUGACGAUAACACGUCCAUCCAUUUUGCACCCGCCAUUAUGGACAAUUUCCCGGGCGCGCUAAUUUCCCCUUAAUUAACUCGGUAUAAUUAGGCUGGACUUAUCUCGUGAAUUCGUAAUUCCACGCGAGGAGACGUCCUCGAGGGGAGAGUUAAUUAGAGAAUUUCGCGCGCGCGCGUUUCUUCUUACCGAAGGCGGAGGAAAAGAUGUUCUAGAGUACUCUAGACCAAGUCGCUUGUUGUUGCUCCGAGGAUGCUCGGCUCGGGCCGACGUCGCGACGGUAGGAUUCGUUAACGGACUCUCAAGACUUAAUGCAGGGUCAUUAAAGAGAAUGCGUCGCUUGAGUGCCGCCCCUUUACGACGUCGUAUAUAUAAGUAACUGUGGACUUCCAGCACAAUGGCCGACACCCCCGCGUAUUUCCUCGUACGCUAUUCAAGCGAGUAAGAUGCUAUUGAAACGAACCUCUACUCGUAGUCGCUCGCGGAGUUUCCUUCGACAGAUGGGCACUGACGUAAAUCUUUUUUUUUUUACCCUAAAAUUGGGAAACCUUUCACCGUUUUAUCGCGUGAGUUAUAAAUGGUGCGUUCAGGGAACAUUGGACACAUUUUCAAUCGAGCUGGACAAAGGAAGAUAAAUGGGGAUUAUGUUUCGAUGAAUUAUCGAGUAACCGAAGCCCUUAAAAAUGCAAAAAAUUAAUAAUUUACCAGAGAUAUUGCUGGAGCUGAAAAAUAGAAACCUUCAGCGAAUUGUAGCAAACGUUUAAAAAUAGGAGGAAAAAAAAAUAUUUGGACAACUAGUUUUAGCAGAAUUCUAUUCUGAAUAUUUUAAAUUCUGUUAAAAAGAAAAUAUCGUUGACUGAAUAGAGUUAUUUUUGUAACUAGAACGAAUUUUCGUUAUUUUAUUUCGAAAUUGCAAAAAAAAUAGUGUUUUCUAUUCGAAUAAAACGAGUUACUAACCAACAGAUUAAUGGGUUUUUCUCCGCUACUGUACCGUGGAAAUUGGAUUACCUCGGAAGCAGUAGUCAAGGAGGAAAGCUUGGGAAAUACUGGAUUAAAGACACGUCCAUCCGUGGGCACUGCGAACAGAAUGAAAGCGGAUGCAUCAUAAUCCUUAGUUUUCCAAAAAAAAACUUGGAAAGAUCGAAGAAUUAUUUGAGAAGGGAUGAUUUUCUAAAACAGAGAAGGAGAAAGAGAUAAUUUUAUGAAACAAUUUUUAUUAUUAACACACAGAGUAAAAUAUCGUGUCGCGUUGAAAUGUUGAAACGUUGUACGUCGAAAGCACGGGCAAUAUAGAUUUUAUGUUAUGGUGUUUACAUAUCUGAAAUAUAGAUAAAUUUCAUAUUACGACAUAUUUAUAUAUGAGACAUAAAACAUUUUAACGUGAUAAUAUAAAAUUAAAAACUCACAUCUCUUUCUUUCUCACAAAUGAUAAAUUGUGAUGAAAAUGUUAUUCCAAAAAUCUGAAUGGUACGUGUAAAUUUAAUAUUUUAUAGAGAAAAAAAAAACGUGGAAGAUCAACUCUAAUCAUUUUAUUUGAAAGCUUUUCAGGAUUUAAUACAGCAAGUGAUAUCGACGAGACGAUGUCAGCUUUGUAGCUUUUCAAAUAAAAUCUCAUUUACACAAGCGUGUGCCUUCCUUACCAAUGUUUCAUCCGUGCUCACGUUACGCUAGGAUGUAUAGGCGGAUGCUGCCGUUGCGGCAUAGAUCGGGUCGGUCGCUUUAUACAUUCCCGAAUAUAUCCCAAGCGAGCAAGAGAUUCCUCGUCGGUGCCAGGAUGUCUGGAACCGUUCAGCAUUGACCCGGUCUCUUUCUCUAUCUCUGUCUCUCGAGGAACCAAGGUCAUCCAGAUCAAACCUAUAAUUCCUCUUGACUCGCGACCAUCUGUCCGUUAUCAUCGCGCAGUGUAUUUAUUUUAUCGACAAUAUCCGACGUGAAGUAUCUGGUUCUUCGGCGAAGAACGUCCAGUCCUCGAAUGGAAGACGAAUGAUCUCGAUUGUUACAAUUUUAUAAGAGCGACGACGUAGGUUCUCUACGACAUCGGAAGUUUAUAUACAGAAAUGUCGAAAGAUUUAGAAAACCGAUGGUAAAGGUCCAAUCUUUUUUCUCCGCAAAUCCCACAUUUAUCAUUGAACUUUGCUAGAUUUAAUCCUUAAUCCUGAAAUUUACUUUAAGUUCCAGAUUAAGCUAAGAAAUUUCAUCUUUUUCUCCAUCCUGUCGUUCGCGCAACUUAUUUACGUAAGUUUCCGCAGUUUAAGAGCAACUUUAGCUUCAUCCGAGGGAUGAUUUCGCGAAAUUUGCUACAGACUGCGGCUUCUUUCCCUUUUUUUCCCCUCAUUCCACGUCUCUUCCCGACGAAGCACUUGCAGAGUAAGCAAUUAUUAUUUACGUUUAGUGUAUGUCGACGGUAAUUUCGAUAAAGUGCGCUCGUAUCCGGCGCGAGGGUUUUCGUUUCGUAUUGUGUUUCCGAGAGUGGAAACAACUAGUUUCCCCCUCCCGCUUCUUUUUCCCCGUCGAUGAAAUACGUUUCUCCCAGAGAGUAGUUUUGUUUCUCGUGCAUCGCGCUCGCAGGAAAUCGCGCUGCAGAAAAUAACAGGUGGUUUUCUCGCGCACUUAAAAGCCGGCGUAUUCGAUGGCGCUCGGCCACCAUCUGUGUGCGCUAAAAUCUGAUAAAUAAAACAACGCUCGUCGCUUUUAUUUCCACGAUCGUCGCGGUUGCAGCGGUAAGAAAGGUCGAGAGCUUCUGCAUAUUUUGGAAGCGUUUUACGGGAUGACGUAUGAAUUUUUACUUACGUCACCUGCCCUCCCCUAUUUUAUAUAUAGCGACGAGACAUUUUGUUCCAUCUUUAAGAACCUUUUUCGAGAAAAUUACGAAACUUUUUGGUUUCAUAAUUUUGCAAUAAGUAUUCAUAGAAACAUGGGAGUGUUAAAGACGUCUUUUAAACGUUGUGAAACAUUUCCUUACAUAUAGAUAGGAUAAAGUCAUCUAUUGCGGGAUAGGUUCCUGAUAUGAGGUAGCGAGUUUAGCCAUAUUAAUAAACGCACGCAUGUAGUUGGUAAACUACUAGUUGGUAAACCAUCGUAAACUUAUUAUUCUCAGGGUAAUCUAUUUACUAUACUUAAAAUAUAAAAAUAGGAAUUAAUGGUACGAGUGUAAAUUGAAUAAAUUAGAAGCCUUUAAAAAAAGGUAUCUCAUAAUAGCCGACUUUAUCCUACUUAUAGUAAAUCGCAAUGGUAUAAAAAAAUAUAGAUGUGCUCCCUCGCGUUCAAGCAUAUUAUACGAUCACAAAAUACAUGAGAAA